GCCACGCGAGCAGCGGCCGCGGGACCCGCACGGCUCGGUUCGGCUUAGCUUGGCUUGGCUUCGCUUAUCUCGGCUCGGCGCUUCUCCACCACAGGUUCAACAGUGUGACCACUCUAUUGAUUCAUAUACUCACAGCAAAGCCUUCAUCUGUCUCAUGGAUUAUAGAUCUAAAUUGAUGGCUUCAGUAACAGAUGCCAGAUACAGGCAGAAAGAUACUUCAGACCAAAAUUUUGAUUACAUGUUCAAGCUCCUGAUCAUUGGCAACAGCAGCGUGGGUAAAACAUCCUUCCUCUUCAGAUACGCCGAUGACACUUUCACACCAGCCUUCGUUAGCACAGUAGGGAUUGACUUCAAAGUGAAAACAGUUUACAGAAAUGACAAGCGGGUGAAGCUGCAGAUUUGGGACACAGCUGGACAAGAAAGAUACAGGACCAUCACUACUGCCUACUACCGAGGAGCCAUGGGAUUUGUGCUCAUGUAUGAUAUCACCAGUGAAGACUCCUUCAAUGCAGUGCAGGACUGGGCCACACAAAUCAAGACUUACUCCUGGGACAAUGCACAAGUGAUCCUGGUUGGAAACAAAUGUGACAUGGAGGAUGACAGGAUUGUUCCUGUGGAGAAGGGGAAACACCUGGCGGAUCAGCUCGGUUUUGACUAUUUUGAAGCCAGUGCCAAGGAAAACAUCAACGUGAGGCAGGUGUUUGAGCGUCUCGUGGAUAUAAUCUGUGAAAAGAUGUCAGAGAGUGUAGAAUCAGACAAUUCCAGGGGCACUUCUGGAAGGAGCAUGAGACUCACAGAUAACCCACCCCCUUCGCAGCAGAACUGCUCAUGCUAGUGACCCUUCACUCUGAGAAAUGUCCUUCUCCCUUCCUGACUAAAUUUUACAUUUUCAUUUGUGGUGGUGUGUUAUCAUGUAGUCCAAAGGCAGAAGUCUCUGUUGUAGGAAACUGGUAUGUUUGUUUAAUGUGCUGGAGUGUUAAUAUUAUGUAUUUCCUCAUCUAAUAAUUUAAAAAUCUGAAAAAAUAUUGUAAGUGCACCUUGUGUGAAUGUGAGUUACACUGACAAAAAAUAAUUGUUUGGUGUUUCAUAUGUUAUUUCCACAGAGAAUGUUGCAUUUUUAAUUAUAAAUUCCUCUAUUGCAGAGUUUUUUUGUCAAGAACAGUGGGAAGCACAAAAACCAAUUAAGAGGGACCAGGUCUAAAAGAAAAUGGGAGAAAAUCUUUUGUAAAGCAAGAUUAUACUUUUUUGUUAACAUAAAGCCAAAAAAAAGAAUCAAUCCCCAGGUAUUUUGGGAGUUGUCAUUGCUGUCCUGGAGACAUGGGCCUCAGUUUUGCUGUAUGAUGGAGCAGAAAGCAGAGCAUGUCUGUCUGACAGUGGGAGGUCUUUCAGAGAGCAAAGAGGAAGGGGGGUGGAUUUUGUGUCAAGUCUCUAAAUAGAGGAAGAACACAUGAAGGAAUCAAAUCUUCCAGGCAGGGGAAGAGGAGGAGGCCUAGCAGCCAUACCUGCAUUACCCUGUGCUUUGGCCGAUGCUGGGUGAAGGAGUGAGAGCCCUUCUAGGGGCUCCCCUUGCCUCCAGACUUCUCCCCCAUCACUAGUAAC
Neopelma chrysocephalum (saffron-crested tyrant-manakin) is the source of this 1599-nucleotide messenger RNA. RefSeq names its product RAB3B, member RAS oncogene family (gene RAB3B). Gene Ontology annotation, biological process: protein secretion; regulation of exocytosis; protein localization to plasma membrane. Bases 155 to 835 code for a protein of 226 amino acids. The transcript has 6 exons. Gene Ontology annotation, molecular function: GTP binding; GTPase activity. The record is from RefSeq and is a predicted model, not a curated record. Lineage: Eukaryota; Metazoa; Chordata; Aves; Passeriformes; Pipridae. Gene Ontology annotation, cellular component: endosome; synaptic vesicle; plasma membrane.